AUGGAAACCCCGUCGGGUGUCCAACUCGUGGCAUUUUCCGAUGAUGUGUGCGUCAUAGGCAUUGCCCGCACAGGAGAAGCAGCCGCUACCCUGCUCAAUCCUGUGUUAGCUAAGGUAUCGGCUUGGAUAGAACAAAACAGACUGAAGCUAGCCCCCACCAAAACUGAGAUUGUAGUUCUGACAAGGAAAAACAAAUAUGACAACCCGGAGCUUCUGGUUGAAGGACACAUAAAUAAAAUGACUAAUAGAACUAGCAAUGUGUGGAAGUUUUUCACUAAAGACAAUGAUAAAACUGCAACGUGUUCACUAUGUCAAAAAAAGAUCAAAACAUCAGGUAACACAUCUAAUUUGAACGGCCAUUUAAAAAGCAAACACAAAAAUGCUUUGGCUAUUAUUGCUAAUAAGGAUAAUCUGGAUAAUCCUGAACCUGAGGCAUCGACUUCUAGUCUGGAUAAUCCUGAACCUGAGGCAUCGACUUCUAAGAUCCCUGAUGUACCUAGUACAAGUGAAAAAACUAAGGACAAUCAUGUAUCAAAUGAAAUGUUUAUGGGCGCAUUUAAGCGGCAAAAAACAAUUGCUGAAUCGUUUGGUGUUAUGACAAGUUUCAAAGAAGGUGGAGUAAAAUCGGAUAAACUUAUUCAAGCAAUAAUGUAUAUGAUUUGUAAGGACAACCAGCCUAUAAGUAUUGUUGAGGAUGAAGGAUUCAAGUACUUAAUGAAAACAGUAUCGCCAAAUUUUAAAAUACCUAGUCGAAGAUACAUUUCCCGCAAAAUUUAUGACAAAUAUGAUAUUAUGAAGGAGAUUGUUAUGACAAAAUUCAAAAAUAUUCAACAUUUUACUCUUACAACAGACAUUUGGACUGAUAUUCAAACCAGGAGUUACAUUGGUGUUACUAUUCAUUUUGUUGAAGAAUAUACACUAAAUUCUGCUUUGUUAGGAGUUUAUGAAUUAGAUGCAAGGCAUACAAGUGAAUACAUAGCAACCAAAUUGGUUGAAGUGUGUAAAGAAUGGAACAUUUCUAAACAAAAUAUAAUUGCUGUGGUAACUGAUGGAGCAGCUAAUAUGUCGAAAGCGAUUGAAUUAUCAUAUGGAAAAAAACGCCAUAUAUUAUGUUUUGCACACACAUUAAAUCUUGUUGCACAGCAUGCCAUUUCAAGUGUCCCUGAACUCACACAUUUAAUUUCAAAUGUAAAAAACAUUGUGAGAUGGUUUAAACAGAGUGUUGUAGCAAGUGAUGAAUUAAGGAAAGCGACCAAAGGUGAGGGAAAAUUACUCCAAGAAGUACCUACAAGGUGGAAUAGUACUUUUUACAUGCUUGAACGUUUCAUUAGUUUAAGCAACAUAGUUAAUGAUAUUGUGCAUAGACACAUUACAGCUCCACCUAUGAUUUCAGCCAAAGAAAUUAAAGAUAUUUCUGAAAUAAUCGACAUUUUAAGACCACUAGAAGCAGCUACCAAACAACUUUGUGGCCAAAAAUUUGUGACAACCAGUAUGGUUAUUCCCAUGAUCUACAUGAUGACAAAAAACAUUAAUCAAUUUGAACCCACACAGCAGAUAGGUGCUCAGCUUAAAGCAGGAAUUUUGCACAACUGUGAACAGAGAUUUUGUGCAGCGGAGAAUGUUGCUCUUUUAGGCAUGUCAACAAUUUUAGACCCUCGUUUCAAAAAAAUUUAUUUCAAAGAUCCAUUAGCUUUAUCUAACAUGCUAAAAUAUAUUUCUGACGAGAUAAAGCAAAACAAUUAUGUUAGUGAGAGCUCUUCUGAUGAUGACAUCUUAGACCCUGAUGUGGCAAAACCAUUCGAUUUGUGGCAAGAUCACGAACAAAUUGUACAACAAUCUUCUGGUCGCAGAGGACUGCGUCAGAUAAAUGAAAUAGGAUUCCCAAGCGAGCUUAAUUUAUAUUUAAAAUCCAGUGUUGCACGAUUAUCUGACAAUCCACUCCAAAUUUGGAAAGAAAUGACAAGCGUCUAUCCAAUCUUAUCGAAAAUUGCAAUCAAAUACUUAUCAACAGUAGCUACUUCUGUGCCUAGUGAGAGAUUGUUUUCAAAAGCUGGGCUGACACUAAAUAAACAAAGAAACCGGCUUACUUCAAAACACCUGAAUAAAUUAUUAUUUUUGCAAUCAAUUGAUAAGACAUUGUGGUCAUUAUGA
Messenger RNA from Metopolophium dirhodum (rose-grain aphid), 2151 nucleotides. RefSeq names its product E3 SUMO-protein ligase ZBED1-like. The record is from RefSeq and is a predicted model, not a curated record. NCBI's taxonomy places the organism in Eukaryota, Metazoa, Arthropoda, Insecta, Hemiptera, Aphididae. Bases 1 to 2151 code for a protein of 716 amino acids. Gene Ontology annotation, molecular function: protein dimerization activity; DNA binding. The transcript has 4 exons.